Messenger RNA from Triplophysa dalaica, 1955 nucleotides. RefSeq names its product nuclear apoptosis inducing factor 1 (gene naif1). The record is from RefSeq and is a predicted model, not a curated record. Gene Ontology annotation, cellular component: nucleus. The transcript has 3 exons. NCBI's taxonomy places the organism in Eukaryota, Metazoa, Chordata, Actinopteri, Cypriniformes, Nemacheilidae. Bases 288 to 1361 code for a protein of 357 amino acids.
ACUCUGCUUAUAUCUGUAAACUAAUUCACCAUUUUCGCCAAUAAAGGUCAUGAAAAAAAAUAAUUGGUUCUCAAUUUAUCACUAUGUAAAUUUUUAUUUUAGAUGCAUUUUUUACUGUCUCGAUGUUUUGUGACAGUUUGUUAUCAAGCUGCUCCCUCUUCUGGCGGACAAAUGAAUCGCUAUCCCGUGCAGCACUGCGGUUCAAAUCAGAACACUCUCCACCAAUGAUAUAAGAGAACGCCAUCACCGAUUGGAAGUUAGCCAAUGGGAGUCGUAGGAAGUGGCAAAUGGGCGGGACACCAACGUUGGAAGAGGAGUCGAUUCAGGAAGCCAUUACGCUGCGCAUUCGUGUCAAUCCUAAAAAUCUUACUAUUUUUACGUAUUCUACGCAAUUUUAUUUUCACCCCACAACUCAAAAUAAACCCUUUAUGGCAUCUCAGGCCAAAAAGAGAAAAACGAACUUCUCCGAAAGGGAGGUGGAGAUCAUCGUGGAGGAGAUGGAAAAGCAAAAACACGUUUUGGUGAACCAUUUUAACGCGGGCGUCACGCACAUCGCAAAGAACAACGCAUGGGUCGAAAUCAUGAAGCGCGUGAACGCCGUCACCACCUGCCAGCGCGAGCUCGCGGAGGUCAAGAAGAAGUGGUCCGAUUUAAAGACGGAGGUGCGACGGAAAGUGGCGCAAGCGCGGGCGGCCAUGGAAGGCACGGGGGACUGCUCCUCCAUUCCCGUCAUCCUCACAUCCAUGCAGCAGCGCAUUUGCAAUCUGCUGGGAGAAGCGACGAUCAUCAGCCUGCCGGCGGCGGAGGCGGGCACGGAGAUCGCUGCGCCCAUCAGCUCCGUCGCAACGUUAGCGCAAAGUAUUCAACCAGCGACAGCAGCGGCAUGUGAAAUAAAAACGAUUGAAGACGAGACGACGUAUCACACGCUGGAAGAAGGGAUGGUGGAGUACUGCACCACUGAGACCCCGGUGACGGUCACGCCCGUGGAGAUGCUGGCGACACAGGCCGAGUGUUCGUCCAAACCUCAAGAUCUGAAGAGCCGCAUCGCCCUCAACUCCGCCAAGCUGCUUCAGGAGCAUCGCGUCACCAACCUGCACAUCCGUGAGAUCUCCCAGCACCUGGAGAACCAGAACGACCUGCUGCAGAUGAUCCGGCGCUCGCAGGAGGCUCAGGCCUGUGCGCAGGAGAGACAGGCUCAGGCUCUGGAGGGCACACAGGCGGCUCUGUUGGCCUUCGUUCAGAUGUUCAGACCGGCCCUUAAGGAUCUCAGAAAGUUCUUACAGAACGCAAAUAGCUCAAACGCUGCGGCUGUCGCAGAGAAUGUGGAGGGGGUCCCGCCCCCUUCAGAAGGUGGACAAUAGACGUGUGCUUGGUUUUUCUGAAUGUUUGUGUGUUGUGAAUGUGUGUGUGUUGAGUCUGGUUGUGGUCUAUAGAAUAGACCGGAUAUACCAUGUAAAGUUUGUGCAGUAUGGGUGGAUGAAGGGAUGGAGAAAUGUGGAUACUAGGACUUUAACUGCAGUAGCAAAGAAGCUUUUGACGUCUGCAAUAUUUUCAUAAUAUAUUUUUUAUUUGCCUCACAGCAGUUUGGUAGCUACAGAUAUAUUUUAAGUUAUGAAAUAUAUGUAUAUUUUUUGUAUACUACUUGUGUGGACUAUGACAAGUGUUGCAUGCAAACUCUCAUAAACACAAACACAGUGUCUCAUGUUUGUGGAAAACUGGCUGGUAAGAAAUGUUUCCAGUGGCCGGAAGAUUUAAUGAAGACGUUUGUUUUUGUACAACAUAUGCUAAAUAAAGAAACUCUCUUACAAGUCUGUGUUUACUUACUCAUUCUUUUCAUAUAUUUCUUUCUUUUUUUAAUAUUAGCCUUAAAUUAUUAAUUAUACAUGAUAUACCGAUAAACCGUUGUAUAUAUGUUUUUAUUUAUAUACAUAUAGAACUGACUUCUAUCUCUUUUC